This is a messenger RNA of Symbiodinium sp. CCMP2592, 2631 nucleotides long. NCBI's taxonomy places the organism in Eukaryota, Dinophyceae, Suessiales, Symbiodiniaceae. The record is from the annotation of a GenBank genome assembly.
AUGGCAUCCGGGGGUGAUGUGAGGACCCUUGCCGCCAGCAAGUUCUGGUUUGCUGAUGGUGAAAAGCCCUGCUGGAAGCCUGAGGGGACCAUUGAGACCAUCUCAGUUCGUGCCCACGCAAGUAACCUUCCUGAUCUCGACAACUUGAUUUGCUUGAACCGGGACCCUGACCGCCUGGCGUUUGUCUACGCUUGGGUGAUGGCCAAAAAGACAUUUCAAGAUGGUGACAAAUCCUAUGAAAAGAUUUUGAAGAGCUUUGCCACCCGUGUGAAGUUCUGGCAUUUGGCCGAUGAAGAAGCAGCAGAGAAGAAGAAGUGGGAAUUGGCCCAAGACGUGAGAGAUGACUGCGAAGCCCUAGUUCUCCAAGGGUGGAGGCAAAUCAAGGCAGUCGGCCUUCUGCGAGCACUCUUGAAAUCUGUGGCCAAGUCUGAGGCGGCAGAGUACAUGGAGAAAUGGCUCGGGAGCCGGGUGAAUCUGAAGGCCACGAAAAUCAAGGCAAUGCUAAAGAUCUAUGAUCGCUUUCAAGAUUCACCUGGGUGUGAGCAGCUUAUCAUCCAGCUGGACGAUGCUUUCUCAAGCAACCACGCCUUCGCGCACAUGAUGGCAUUUGACCUGGUGACAGGCAAGACUGCGCUGCCAAAGGUUCCGGCACAGCAGCGAGCACUGAUGUUGUGGACGUUGGAGAUCAUCGUCGCAGACAUGCUGGAGGGCAGGUGUGCUCUGAAACCAAACAAGGAUGCCAUGACAAUGAUGAUCUACAGGGCUCUCUUGAAACGCCGCCUGUGCACUCUGGUGGCGAACAAGUUCAAGGGGCCCGAUGGUGGGGAUGUGGCCAAGUGCGAGGGGGGCAUGUCGCCGGCCACAGCGUUGAGCACAGUCUUUGCCUCCGUUGCCAGCUUCCGUUCCUCGGGCCUUGCCGACCAAAGCUAUGUGUCGCUGCCUUGGUUGGCAGCCUUGCCCUCCUACACCUCCGAAGCUUUGCAUUUCGGUGCCAAGCUUCUGCGUGGCCAUUCGGGUUUCGACGAGUUGCUCGAGACAGCCGUCACCUCCGACGCAUUGAUCCCUGCAGAGACCUUCCUGCUUUCGAAAACGUGGAAGGCCGACUUGUUCGAUUACGCAGGCUUGCUUGAACAGAAGAAGUCCGGGGAACGCCCCCCUGUUGUGGAGGUGGCAGAGCCCGCUGCUGUGGAGGCACCCCCCGCUGAGACGGAGAACGCCGCUGAGAUGAUGCCAGAUGUUUCAGUGGAUGUGGUGGAUGUGGAGCCGGCGGCUGCUCUUCCUACAUCGGUCGAUCGCACGGCCUGCUUCAACCGGCUGGUGGUGCCCGAGAGCAUCAUGACGACAAUCAACGAGCAUGAUGACCACUACUUCAAUGAGGUCAAGGAUUGGGCCCGUAUCCGUGUGCAGACCUUCUUGGAGUUCGAAAUCAAGGAAGAGAAGGCGGCAGCUCGCCGGGCGCAGGUCACCCGCUUGUAUGAGAAGCAUGGCUCCAAGCCGAUGUUCAUCAUCUAUGACUGCAAAGCCAGGCUGAGGGAGAUGAAGGACGACUUGCUCGGGUCUCCUUGGAAGCGGCCUGUCCCGAUCGCGCAAGCAGACUUGAAGGCUUGGGUGACCUCGUUCUUCAUGGAUGUGAAAGCGAAGGACAAGUUGUCACCCCAGAUGCGGGAGAAAGACUUGUUCGUCUUUGCCGACGGCAGGUCGCCGGCCAACUACGAUGUGAUCCACAAGCUGCUGCAGACCACCCUCAAGGAUGUGUCCAUGCUGCCAAAGCGGCGCUUCACAAUCGUCAGGCGGUCAUACUCGAAUGAUGAGUUCGGCAGCGGCGGAUACGCCUCCCCGAGACGGAAAUCCGGGCUGACGCCACACGCGCCGGACCCAUUGGAGAAUUUAUUCAUGGUCAUGCCAAAGGAGUACGAGUUGCCGUACAGAGAGUCGGCCUGCCCCAGCGUCAUCAGCAACAACUUUGUCAGGGGCUGGCAGGGGCUUAGUCUCAUGACCGAGCACGAGCAGGCUUUCUCGGUCGUCACCAACCACAUGUACGCGAAGCUCGCCAGGAAGCCGGAGGGCGAUUCGGAGACGAAAACCGAAGAGAUGGGAAGCUUGCGUGAUGACGCCUCAGGUCCUGAGGAUGCUCCGGCUCCGGAAAAAAAAACGGAAGACACGUUGAAGGUGUACUUGCAGCCUUGGGACAAUGGGGAAGCGCAUCAGCAGCUUCUGGUCGAUCUUUACAUGCCCUCGGGUGGCUCAGCUCAUGUGGUGAGCUUGGAAGCAUCCGUGAGCUUGGCAAUUGCUUGCUGCCGGAAGCGUUGGCACGCAACGCUUUUUGUGGAGAGUGAGCAGCAUCGCCAGCUCCUGUCGCAGAUCCUCGUCUUGAAGAUCAUGUACGAGAUCAUGUCAGGAAGGGCGGAUGGAUUUGUCAUGAGGCAGCGCAUUUUGACAAGGCAAGCAUCCCUCAGCGGCAGCGAUUCCGGCCGCCCACCUUUGCCGCCGCCAACCCCGGCGCCUUCUUCGGCAACCGCUGGCAGCAUGGGGAACAGUCCAGCUGACAAGAGUGUUCUUGAGGAGCUCUAUGGCGAUGACGUCGAGGAGUACGACGAAGAAGGGGCCGAGCAGGAGGAAAUCGGUGGGUAG